This is a messenger RNA of Ustilaginoidea virens, 1149 nucleotides long. RefSeq lists its product as uncharacterized. The record is from RefSeq and is a predicted model, not a curated record. The transcript is spliced from 2 exons. Lineage: Eukaryota; Fungi; Ascomycota; Sordariomycetes; Hypocreales; Clavicipitaceae. The coding region runs from base 1 to 1149 and encodes 382 amino acids.
AUGAAGUACAUUGCUAUCCUCUGGACGCUGACCUCGCUGGCCACUGCGGACCAGGUUUUCCGCCGCACCUGCGUGGACCCUGGCGGACCAUGCUGGAGAGAUAGUCACUGCUGCGAUUCUGACAAGGGGUAUGGCUGCAUGAACCGCCGAUGCACGUUACGGCCCGGGGGUGUAUGCAUACCGGCGGGGCAGAGGUGCAAUCCCGCGGACCAAACUCCCUGCUGCGAUUCCGACCACUUCAACUGCAGUGUGUUGACCCGGAGAUGCGCAGCGAUACCCCAUGAUCAUUAUUAUCAGACGCAUAAGAAGGCGCAAGGGCUGCAGCCUCCUACCAAACACCAGCAACGUGACCUGGCCUCGCUCCCAGGAGUUGAUAUCGCGGCGCGCUCGGAGAAGGAAGACCAACAAGGUGCAGGCCCUAAGCCGCGCUCAGAGAAGGAAGAUUCUGAGCCGCGCCCGGAUAAACAAGAUGAAGGCGCGGGCCCUGAGCAGCUGUUCCCCCGCUACUGUGUGCCGUAUGGCAAUUCGUGUCGUGCAGACGCGGACUGCUGCAAUUUCCAUGGCGGUGUCGGCUGCCAUAACCUCCAAUGCCUAUGGCAGCAUGGGAUUCAAUGCAUACCGCUGGGGAAAAGCUGCCAUCCCCUGCAGAAGAAUACCUGCUGCCAGCCCAACUAUCACUACUGCGACGCAAAGACCUACACCUGCGUGUUCCGCGAGUAUGAGCAGUAUCACGACUUUUACCAGAUGAUGCAACCGAGUUCUACGCGGCGUCCCCCUAUCAAAAAAAAACAGAACAGAGAGCCACGCGACCUGGCCUCGCUCCCAGCAGAAGCUGAUAUCGCGGCGCGCUCAGAGAAGGAAGACCAAGUUGCAGGGUCCAAGCCGCGCUCGGAUAAAGAAGACGGAGGUGCAGGCCCCGAGCAGCUUUCCCGCCGCAGCGACGACUGCGUGGCGGUUGGCGAUGCAUGUCGGCUGGACGAGCACUGCUGCGAUUCUGACAAGGGUGUUGGCUGCAUAAACCGCCGAUGCACGCAGAGGUCCGGGGGUUGCCGCUUUCACCCGCAAAUGCGGAGCGACAUCGUGGAACAGUUAUCAUCAGGAUCAGUCGCGGCCGAAGCCGAAGCCGGGUUCGGGGUCGGGGCAUUCUAA